GACAAAGCAUCGGAAAACUAGCUAGUAGUAAUCAUUGUAACUGUAAUUAGCUGUUGAUCCAUGUCUGGUUCGUGGGCGCCUCUCGUCGUCCUGGCGCUGCUCGCCUCGGCGGGCAAUGUCGCCGUGGACGGCAGGGCGCCUGCCGCGACGGUGCACCGCAACCACGGCAGGUUCAAGGCGGGGCCAUGGAAGCCGGCGCACGCGACCUUCUACGGCGGCCGCGACGGGUCCGACACGCGCGCCGGGGCGUGCGGGUACAAGGACACGGUGGCGGAGGGGUACGGCCUGCAGACGGUGGCCGUGAGCACGGCGCUGUUCAACGGCGGCGCGACGUGCGGGGCGUGCUACGAGGUGCGGUGCACGGACAGCCCGGGCUGGUGCAAGCCCCCCGCCGGCGCGCCGCCGCUGAUCGUGACGGCGACGAACCUGUGCCCGCCAAACUACCAGCAGCCGAGUGACAACGGCGGGUGGUGCAACCCGCCGCGGGAGCAUUUCGACCUGACCAUGCCGGCGUUCCUACAGAUCGCCGAGGAGAAGGCCGGCAUCGUGCCGGUCUCCUACCGGCGGGUGCCCUGCGCGAAGGCCGGCGGGAUCCGGUACACGAUCACGGGGAACAAGUACUUCAACAUGGUGACGGUGACCAACGUGGGCGGCGCCGGCGACGUGGCCGGGCUGACGGUGAAGGGGAACAAGCGCGUGAAGUGGACGCCGCUGAAGCGGAACUGGGGCCAGGUGUGGCAGACCGGCGAGGACCUCACCGGCGAGUCGCUGACGUUCCGCGUCAUGACCGGCGACCACCGCAGGCACACCUCCUGGCACGUCCUCCCCCGCGACUGGCAGUUCGGGGUCACCUACCAGGCGCCCAAGAACUUCUGAAUGAAUGAAUCAUCGUCGCCGUGAAUAUCCAUCACCCAGUGAUUCAAUUUGUCCGCCGAUCGAGAUGUAAAACUGAUCGAUCGCUGAUGCUGCCAGGCGCUCACGAAUCUGUCUAUCGCUGUAAAACCUAAACGAUACGUGCAUGCAGAAACAAGAGAACGUUCAGAUA
Messenger RNA from Lolium perenne, 1045 nucleotides. RefSeq names its product expansin-A32. Lineage: Eukaryota; Viridiplantae; Streptophyta; Magnoliopsida; Poales; Poaceae. Gene Ontology annotation, cellular component: extracellular region. Gene Ontology annotation, biological process: plant-type cell wall organization. The record is from RefSeq and is a predicted model, not a curated record.